AUGGAUACGGUGGAAGCCUUCUCUUAUCUUCAAGGCACUAUACCGGCGUUGAUCAGCCGCAUGAAAGACCUCGCUGCUCACAAAUUUACCAACCAUACCGAAUACUAUGAAGCCUGUCACGGACAGAAACCUCUCCGGCUGCGAUGUCCUACGAACCACUCUAUACGACCCGUGCAACCGAACGAGGUCGUGCGCAUCGAACAAAAGCGAGAUACCUCCAAUUUUGAUAAAACUAUGGCUAAGGCCAAAAGUUCAGUGGACUCAAUCCAAUGCUCUGGUCGCAAGCGACGCGUGGACGAAGACCUAUCUAUCGGCCGAAACAAGCCAUUCGCUCCAGUGAACAAACGACACAAGGUUAUAAUCGAGUAUGACGGCCAUAUACAGAAGGUGCUUGAAGAGGUCGUCCGGGAUAUUGCUAUUUGCAGGGGCAAUAUACGACGAGCAAAAAUAUCGGUGAUGCAGACGCGCCUUCUUCCAAAGACAGUAGACAAAACUCUUUGUCUGGCGAAUCAUCAAAUGAGAGAAUUGGAUCCAUCACUGGUAGUUGCAUCAAGCUUCGUUCGCCGCGCACAAACCGGAUCCUGCGUGACCAGUGUCUCUGGCUCCGGAAAAAGCCAGAAAAAGCAAGUCACUGACUUUGCUGAUGAGCACUUGAAAAUAGCCCAUGAGCUUUGUGAGACAGCAGCACAUCAGGCACUGCGAACAGGCAAGUGUGUUUCGGAAAUCGAGGCUGUGUUGAGACAUCUCGAAAAGCUUCGGACAACGGUCAACAAUGAGAUCCGACGCCCAAGAGACCAGAUGCUGCAGCAAAUGACCGAAGAGGAGACUUCUGCAAAUACCCAUUCUACUUCGAUCGCAGCACGUCUCGCUAGAGUAGCCGCCAUUUCCACGGGGGAGCCGUUGCCUGUUGGAACGAGUAUUAUCGAAGUCGACUAUUCCUCAUAUUUAUCAGCUGAGUCCAGCUAG
Messenger RNA from Penicillium brevicompactum, 966 nucleotides. RefSeq lists its product as uncharacterized. The transcript has a single exon. Lineage: Eukaryota; Fungi; Ascomycota; Eurotiomycetes; Eurotiales; Aspergillaceae. The coding region runs from base 1 to 966 and encodes 321 amino acids. The record is from RefSeq and is a predicted model, not a curated record.